Molecule: messenger RNA, 942 nt
Organism: Paraglomus occultum
Lineage: Eukaryota; Fungi; Glomeromycota; Glomeromycetes; Paraglomerales; Paraglomeraceae
Source: the annotation of a GenBank genome assembly
AUGAUUUUCCCCCAAACUAUCGUUUCCCUCGUUACUGCCCCAAUUACUCAAAAUGUGGCUUUAAUUAGAAUAUCCGGCCCCCAAACUUACCCAAUUAUUCGGAAAAUUUUUUUUGGUUCCUUACCUACUUAUCCCCAAAAAGAAAAAAAGUUAGUUUUUGGCAAGAUUAUUAAUCUCCAAAAAGAAAUUGUUGAUGAGGUUUUGCUCCUUUGUUUUUAUAAACCUAAUUCUUUUACUGGCGAGGACGUGGUGGAAAUUAGUUGUCAUGGUAAUUUGUUUAUUGUUAAUCAAAUACUCCAAUUAAUUUUAGAAAAUGGGGCAGAAUUAGCCAAAGAAGGUGAAUUUACCAAACAAGCCUUUUUUAACGGUAAACUCAAUUUAGUUCAAGCCAACGCAGUAAAUGAUUUAAUUCGGGCUCCCAGUUUAGCGGCGGCCAAAUUAGCCCUACAUAAUUUAAGUUCAGAAACUCAACAAGAAUUAGAACGGGUUGAAAAUAAAUUACUAGAAAUUAUUGCUAACAUUAAAGUUAACAUUGAUUAUCCCGAAUAUGACGGAGUGGAGUAUUUAACCGGUAAACAAGUUUUACCACCACUAAGUAAGCUAACGGAAAAAUUGAAGAUAAUUAAGGAAGACGGCGGCAAGGCUCGUGUUUACCAAGAAGGCUUAAAAGUUGCCAUCGUGGGAAAACCCAACGUUGGCAAAUCCACUCUUUUAAAUUCUUUGGUAGGGGAAGAAAAAGCCAUAGUGUCGCCUAUUGCUGGCACUACUCGCGAUGUAGUAGAAGCCCGUUAUAGUCUGAACGGCAUACCCUUAACCUUACUGGAUACGGCUGGCAUUCACCCAACCCAAGAUAUCGUAGAAAAAAUUGGUGUAGAAAGAAGUUACCAAGUUUUGGCAACAGCCGACAUUAUCUUUUUCCUAGUAGAUAAUUCAGAUUUUUGA